This is a messenger RNA of Sphaeramia orbicularis (orbiculate cardinalfish), 2950 nucleotides long. It is a transcript of the gene ddx54, whose product is annotated as DEAD (Asp-Glu-Ala-Asp) box polypeptide 54. The record is from RefSeq and is a predicted model, not a curated record. Lineage: Eukaryota; Metazoa; Chordata; Actinopteri; Kurtiformes; Apogonidae. Gene Ontology annotation, molecular function: ATP binding; RNA binding; RNA helicase activity. The coding region runs from base 154 to 2745 and encodes 863 amino acids. Gene Ontology annotation, cellular component: cytosol; nucleus. The transcript is spliced from 20 exons.
CUAACAGAAGCUCACACGUGCAUCCAACAUGUCUUCCUACUGUGUUGUUGUGCGGUCAACUUACUCCAGCUAGUUUUUUUUCUGCCGUUGUAUUUAUCGGUUUGUUAACUAAAGGUGUUGGUCGCAGUAGUAAGGAGCAGCUGAAGGGUCGGGAUGGCCCAAAGAAAGAAAAAACUUACGAAGAAGAAGAGACACGCCGCUAACAGGGAGCCGGAGGCGGACUCUGGUGUUGGAGACUUUGAGAUGGCAGCCGAAAUAAAGGACGAUGACGUGCCAGGGAAGAAGCUGCCAAGGUUCCCCGCCUCGUCUGACUGCCUCUCAGAUGUGGAGCCUGACACCAGGGAGCUGGUCAGGGCUCAGAAUAAGAAGAAAAAGAAGUCUGGAGGAUUUCAGUCCAUGGGUCUCAGUUUCCCAGUGUACAAAGGGGUAAUGAAAAAAGGUUACAAAGUCCCGACUCCAAUUCAGAGAAAGACUGUCCCAGUCAUUCUCGAUGGUAAGGAUGUGGUGGCCAUGGCCAGGACGGGCAGCGGUAAAACGGCUGCCUUCCUCAUUCCCAUGUUUGAGAAGCUCAAGGCCCCUCAAGCCAAGACAGGGGCCAGGGCCCUCAUUCUGUCUCCCACCAGAGAGUUGGCCCUGCAGACUAUGAAGUUCACAAAAGAGUUGGGAAAAUUCACUGGACUGAAGACAGCGUUGAUCCUUGGUGGAGACAGUAUGGAUGAUCAGUUCGCUGCCCUGCAUGAAAAUCCAGAUAUAAUCAUCGGUACUCCUGGUCGUCUCAUGCACGUCGUCAAAGACAUGAACCUGAAGCUGAACAAUGUGGAGUAUGUGGUGUUUGAUGAAGCGGACAGGUUGUUUGAAAUGGGUUUUGCUGAGCAGCUUCAGGAGAUCAUUCGGAGACUUCCAGACACUAGACAGACUCUGCUCUUCUCUGCCACAUUACCUAAACUACUAGUGGAGUUUGCCAGAGCUGGACUCACGGAACCAGUGCUGAUUCGUCUGGAUGUGGAUUCAAAACUCAGUGACCAGAUCAAGCUGUCAUUCUUCCAUCUGCGAAUGGAUGACAAGCCAGCACUGCUGCUUCACCUCCUGAGGAACGUGGCAAAGCCACAGGAGCAGACAGUGGUGUUUGCUGCCACCAAACACCAUGUGGAGUACCUCAAAGAGCUGUUGUCUUCUGAAGGUGUAGAGUGUGCAUACAUCUACAGCGCCCUUGACCAGACUGCCAGGAAGAUCAACAUAGGCAAAUUUGUGCACAGGAAAGCGAUGGUAUUGCUUGUGACUGAUGUUGCUGCUCGUGGUAUAGACAUCCCUCUGCUGGACAAUGUCAUCAACUACAACUUCCCCUCCAAGGCCAAGCUCUUCCUGCACAGAGUUGGCCGUGUGGGACGUGCGGGGCGCAGUGGUACUGCAUACAGUAUGGUUUGUCCUGAUGAGAUGCCUUAUGUUUAUGACCUUCACCUCUUUCUUGGAAGACCUGUUCAACUCGCCACAUCUGAACACACACAAGACUCAGAUGGGGUGUUGGGACGCGUGCCUCAAAAUGUCCUGGAUGACGAGGGCUCUCAUCUGAUCACAUCCCACGAAAAUUCCCUGGACCUGCAGAACCUCCAUCGAGUCUCUGAGAACGCCUAUAAGCAGUACCUCAAAUCCCGGCCGAAUCCUUCCCCGGAGUCCAUCAGACGGGUCAAAAACACAGACCUGUCCAGCUUGGCUGUCCAUCCCUUACUGGGGUCAGGAUUGGAGAAGAUGGAAGUACAGCGCCUUCAGAUUGUUGAUGCCAUCAAGGGCUACAAAUCAAAAUCAACCAUCUUUGAAAUCAACUCCAAUAGUAAGACACAUGCAAGUGUGGUAAUGAGAACCAAACGCUCCAAAGACGCACAGUUGGUGAACAAAUUCAACAAGCAGAAAGAGGACAUGGCUGCAGAGAGUCGCCAACAGCAACAGCAUGUCAUCCCCAACACCACUAUGAUGGCUGACGAUGAUUCCUUUAACACAGAAGAUAAGGAGGAUGAGACUCUUAAGGGGGUAUUUUCAGAGGUUGUCGGUGGGAAGAAGAGAGGGUUCCAAGAAGAAGUAGAGGAAAGGCCAAAAUCCAAAAAAAGCAGACAGGCGGGCAGAGAUGAGGAACAUUACAUCCCGUACAGACCCAAAGACUUUAACUCUGAGAGAGGAUUGAGUCUAGGUGCAGAGGGCAGUGCUUUUGAACAGCAGGCCUCCUCUGCAGUCCUGGACCUGAUGGGAGAUGAAGGAGAACAGCUCAACCAACACAAAAAAAUUCUGAGAUGGGACCGCAAGAGGAAGCGGUUUGUCAAAGAAACAGGAAAGGAAGACCAGAAGAAGAUCAGAACAGAAAGUGGGCAGCUGGUCGACAAGAAGAAGAAGAAGAACUUUUAUGAGGAGUGGAAGAAAAAAUACAAAGUGGAUGAUAUGGGAUCCGGUUCAGAUGGAGAAACGGGAGGAGGGAGGAAACCAGGAGGUCGCGGCCGUGGUCAAGGUCACCAUGGCCCUCAGGUCAAAAGCUCUUUGGCUCCUCAGCAGACUGCCGGUGGGCGCAGAAUUCGCUCUGAGCUGAAGACAAGCCAACAGAUUUUGAAGCAGCGCAAGAAAAAGCAGAAGCACCAGUUCCUGCAGAGUGGAGGCCUCAAGAAGCUCCGCGCCAAGAACAAGCAGUGGGUCAGGGAAAUUAAGAAGUCAGGGUUUGGACGAGGCGGACAGAAGAAGGGCAAGAUGAGGAAGAAACUUUAAGGACGCCGCUGAGAUACAUGGCGCCUCACCACUUACUGGACUUGAUGUCUAAGACAGAGUAUGUAUGCCAUUUAUACAUUCUCAUACCUGGAUUUCAUCAUCUAAGGAGUGUUAGAUUAAUACAGAUUUGUCUGCAUAAAAGCUUUUGAGUAAUGAAAUGUCUUUACAUUGUAAACUAAUGGGUAAAUACAGAUGUGAAUGGCAA